Messenger RNA from Beta vulgaris subsp. vulgaris (sugar beet), 3086 nucleotides. RefSeq names its product adagio protein 1. NCBI's taxonomy places the organism in Eukaryota, Viridiplantae, Streptophyta, Magnoliopsida, Caryophyllales, Amaranthaceae. The transcript is spliced from 2 exons. The record is from RefSeq and is a predicted model, not a curated record. Gene Ontology annotation, biological process: response to blue light; circadian rhythm. The coding region runs from base 446 to 2305 and encodes 619 amino acids. Gene Ontology annotation, molecular function: protein binding. Gene Ontology annotation, cellular component: SCF ubiquitin ligase complex; cytosol; nucleus.
AAGGCAAAAUUAAAGGAGGGAAAAAUAUCUAGAGAAGUCCUCUAAUUCUAGUGUCUCCCAAUUCCCCAAAAGAAACCAUCUUCGCUUAUCCAGCAAGCGUUAAAACGCAACAACACAACACAACACACAACUACUUCUCUUCUCCAAAUAAAAUCAAAACCCCAUCUUUCUCUCUCCUCUUUCUCCAAGAUUUUUUUUUAUCAUCAUCAUCAUAAUAUCAUCAUCAUCAUAUCCUCCUCUAAAACACCCAAUUUUCAACAAAGAUCUCUCUUUUUCACCCAUCUUUUUACCCUCUUCAAACCCUAACCCACCUUCCACUUUUUUCCACUGCAUUUUUAUUGCAUUUCAAAGUUUUCAGCUUUCAUUUUCUCUGAUUGUAAUUCUAAUGGGGUGAAUUAAAAGGAAAAUUUGAUUAAAAGGGUUGAAGAAAAAGAAGAAGAAAAAGAUGAUGGAAUGGGAUAGUAGUUCUUCUGAAGAUAGUGGUGAUGAAGAAGAAGGUUUUUUGUUGAAUGAUGGGGGUUCUAUGCCUUUUCCUGUACAAAAUCUUCUACAAUCAGCACCAUGUGGGUUUGUUGUUACAGAUGCUUUGGAAAUUGAUCAUCCUAUUAUAUAUGUUAAUACUGUGUUUGAGAUGGUUUCUGGGUAUCGAGCUGAAGAAGUUCUUGGUCGAAAUUGUCGUUUCUUGCAAUGCAGAGGUCCAUUUGCCAAAAGAAGACAUCCAUUAGUGGACUCUGCUGUUGUUGCAGAAAUAAGGAGGUGCCUUGAAGAUGGGAUUGAGUUCCAAGGUGAAUUGUUAAAUUUUAGGAAAGACGGAUCUCCUUUAAUGAACAGAUUGCGGCUAGUCCCUAUAUACGGAGAUGAUGAAACGAUUACUCACUUUAUUGGGAUUCAGCUAUUCUCAGAGGCUACUGUUGAUCUGGGUCCACUUCCUAGCUAUACAGCAAAAGACUUCACGAACUCAUCUGAUCUAUUUCGUUCUAGUCUGUCAUCAUUUCAACCUUUUCAAUCUCGGGAGCGAAGCAUGUGUUUUGAGGUUUGUGGGCUGUUUCAACUGAGUGAUGAAGUCCUUGCUUUAAAGAUAUUAUCGCGGCUGACGCCAAGAGAUAUUGCUGCUGUGGGUUCUGUCUGCAGGCGGCUUUAUGAGCUAACAAAAAAUGAGGACCUUUGGAAAAGGGUCUGUCAGAAUGCUUGGGGUAGUGAAACUACCCGUGUUCUGGAGACUGUUCCUGGUGCAAAGAGACUUGGUUGGGGACGGCUGGCUAGAGAACUGACUACUCUUGAAGCAGCAGCAUGGAGGAAGGUGACUGUUGGAGGUGCAGUUGAGCCCUCACGUUGCAACUUCAGUGCUUGUGCAGUUGGAAAUCGGGUCGUCUUGUUUGGUGGAGAAGGUGUCAACAUGCAGCCUAUGAAUGACACAUUUGUGCUGGAUCUAAAUGCUAGUAACCCUGAGUGGCGGCAUAUGAAAGUGAGCUCUCCACCCCCAGGUCGCUGGGGUCAUACUCUCUCUUGUGUGAAUGAUUCAAACCUGGUUGUAUUUGGUGGUUGUGGAACUCAAGGCCUGUUGAAUGAUGUUUUUGUCCUUGAUUUGGAUGCCAAGCAACCAACCUGGCGUGAAAUUUCUGGAUUAGCUCCUCCGCUUCCUAGAUCAUGGCACAGCUCUUGCACACUCGAUGGAACCAAGUUAAUCGUGUCGGGUGGAUGUGCAGAUUCAGGGGUACUUCUGAGUGACACUUUUCUGCUGGAUCUCUCAUUAGAUAAUCCCGUGUGGCGAGAGAUACCAGCAGCAUGGUCUCCACCUUGUCGUCUUGGCCACACUUUGUCGGUCUAUGGUGGGAGGAAAAUCUUGAUGUUUGGGGGUUUGGCAAAGAGUGGUCCCCUUCGCUUCCGUUCCAGUGAUGUUUACACAAUGGACUUAAGUGAGGAAGAGCCAUGCUGGAGAUGUGUUACCGGAAGUGGGAUGCCUGGUGCUGGAAAUCCUGGAGGCAUUGCUCCUCCUCCCCGGUUAGAUCAUGUGGCUGUGAGCCUCCCUGGUGGCAGGAUCCUAGUGUUCGGUGGAUCAGUGGCGGGUCUUCAUUCUGCCUCACAGCUGUACCUACUUGAUCCUACUGAAGAGAAGCCAACAUGGAGAGUACUAAACGUACCUGGUCGGCCCCCAAGAUUUGCUUGGGGACAUAGUACUUGUGUUGUUGGUGGCACGAGGGCUAUAGUUCUCGGUGGUCAGACAGGAGAAGAUUGGAUGCUAACUGAGCUUCACGAGUUAUCAUUAGCAAGCUUAGUUAAACAUGAGGAGCACCAACUGCUGUAGGAGAAGCACCAUUUCCGGAACUGGAAGUAAUAGAAAGAUGGAGGAUUUGUUAUUGUUUCUUGUUCCAACAUCCGAACUACUAUUGUGCAGAUAAAAUAUUUUCAUCGGCUGUCUCAACUCGGCCUCAAGUGGGCACUCUCGGAUGCGGUUUUUCUGCGUUGGGUUUCCGUCUUUUGUCAGAUUGACUUCAUUCCAGGUUUUGAUUUUGGGUUUGUAUCAAGUCUCAGCUCUGAAAAUAUGUGAAUCAUUCUUCUGUUUUUACUGCAGAUCUUGUAGGUGAUUUAGUUGCUAUACUGUAGGGUCACUUUAACUAUUCUUGUUCUUGUCCUAGAUCAUCCUGUGCCCUUUUUUUUUUUUUUUUUUUCUCUUUUUCCCUCUUGUUUGAGGUCUGUAGUAGAAUUUCUAGGAAUAUGGGCAAAAAUAAAUUUCCAAAAAAAAAAAAAAAAAAAAAAAACCCUGAAAAGUCCUAGAUGGAAAGUGGGCUUUGCAUGUAUAUAUACCAAGUAAUGUACUGCUUUCAGUAUGCAUCUGUAGUGAGAAAUGGUACCUUUUUGCUCUUUUUUAAGUGUUGUACAAGAUCAAUUCUCUUCAGGUUAUUACAGAACAGACUUCAACUGAGGAGGUGCAGAGUUCUGAUGAGAAGCUGAAGCUGAAGCCGAACACCGGCUUUUUCUCUUCUUUAGAUGAAUUAUAUUAUAUUUUGUUUCCUUUUUUCUCUACUACAAAUUAACAAUAUAUGAAGAGUUUUCUUUUUCAUUCAUAUAACAUAUUCUAUUUUACA